Rubroshorea leprosula is the source of this 2138-nucleotide messenger RNA. The record is from the annotation of a GenBank genome assembly. Lineage: Eukaryota; Viridiplantae; Streptophyta; Magnoliopsida; Malvales; Dipterocarpaceae.
GAUUUUCAGUUUUUUGUCUCCCCCUGUCUUUCGCCUCAAAUUGUUGUCUCUCCUCCCUCAACCCUGCUGCAAUUUCGUUCUGAUGGAAGCCCAAAACCCUAAGCUUCAAACUCCUGCAAAGCAAACCAUCUCCAAUUCUGUCUCUAAGGUCAGAGUAAUUGUUAGGGUUCGUCCUUUUCUCGCUCAAGAAAUUGUAGUGAAGAACGGCUGCCCAAAAUCUUGCAUCUCGGUUCUUGACCAAGACAUUGAGGCUCGCGAUGAAGUGGCUGUCCAUCUUAAAGACCCAGAUACCAGCCGAAACGAGUGUUAUCAAUUAGACUCGUUCUUUGGGCAAGAAGAUGAUAACGUGAGCCGGAUCUUCUACAAGGAAGUGAAUCCCUUAAUUCCAGGGAUCUUUCAUGGUUGCAACGCCACUGUUUUUGCAUAUGGGGCCACUGGAAGUGGAAAAACAUACACUAUGCAGGGUACUGAUGAGCUACCUGGUCUAAUGCGGCUAGCCAUGUCCAAAGUUUUGGAAAUGUGCCAGAGCACUGGGAGUGUAGCUGAGAUUUCAUACUAUGAGGUGUAUAUGGAUAGAUGCUAUGAUCUCUUAGAAGUAAAAACAAAAGAAAUUGCCAUUUGGGAUGAUAAAGAUGGGCAAAUUCAUCUCAAGGGUCUAUCUCGAGUCCCAAUUCAUUCCAUUUCUGAGUUCCAUGAAGUCUUUUCUUGUGGAGUUCAGAGAAGAAAGGUUGCGCACACAGGUCUCAAUGACGUUUCCAGCCGGAGCCAUGGAGUCCUUGUAAUUUCUGUUUCCAGUACUUGCAGUGAUGGUUCUGGAGCAGUAUUGACUGGGAAGCUCAACCUUAUAGACUUGGCAGGUAAUGAGGAUAAUAGGAGGACCUGUAAUGAAGGAAUUCGUCUACAAGAAAGUGCCAAGAUUAACCAGUCUUUGUUUGCACUGUCAAAUGUAAUAUAUGCUUUGAACAACAACAAACCUCGAGUACCAUAUCGGGAGAGCAAGUUGACCCGGAUAUUGCAGGACUCUCUUGGAGGAUCUAGCCGGGCUUUGAUGGUUGCUUGUCUGAAUCCCGGGGAGUACCAAGAAUCUGUUCAUACUGUUAGCUUGGCAGCAAGGUCGCGUCAUAUUUCAAAUUUUAUUCCUUCAACACAAAAGGUAGAGACUCCAAAGGUCAAGGUUGACAUGGAAGCGAAACUGCAAGCUUGGUUGGAAUCAAAAGGCAAGAUAAAGAGUGCACAGAGGAUGGGAGCAUUUCCUUCAAUUUUAGGCAAGACCCCCAAGUCUGUGAGCUCUGUAAAGAAACUCAAUUAUAACAGCUCUUCAAAAGUCAAUCUUACAGCCCAAGAAGCUGCUUCCAAUGCUAAAGAAAGAGGGUUAUCUAUGGCUUCCAGGACUUUAUUCAAAGAUGAAGGUGGUGUAGAGAAGACAACUAACAAAAACUCAUUUGAGACUUUUGGCCUUAGGUCGCCUCCGGCUAACGAAGGAAAAGGCACAGUGCAAAGUCCUCUGAGGAAAGUUCUCUCCCCCAUCAACUCCAAUAGGAACACAGACUGCAGCAGGGAACUGUUAUGCAAAGAUCAAUUAUGUUCAUCACAAAAUGAACCCACCACUCCUAACAUGCUAAACAUUGGAAACCCACUUGACAAAUUUCAUGCACUGAGUUCUAAUUUGAAGAACUCUCUUGCACAAGAAUACAUUGAAUUCUUAAAUACAGCUAACAGAGAGGAGUUACUGGGUGUGAAGGGGAUUGGAGUGAAAUUGGCUGAGUACAUACUGGAGCUCAGAGAAACAAGCCCUCUAAAAUCGUUGAAUGAUUUGGAGAAAUUAGGUCUUUCCUCUAAGCAGGUUUACAACAUGUUCAGCAGAGCUGCUAAAGGGAUAUUUGAAAGACCAGAAAACUGCAACACCUAGUUGUCUACUUCCAACUGAAGUCUUUCCCCAUACCUCAGAUGGAAUGAUAGUAUUGAUAUCGUAUCACUAUUUCGACACCCUUGUAUGUGAAAUUUUAUUCUCUUUUUGAGCAUGCAACAUUAUGUAGCCUGAAUUAUUCUUAGCAUAGAAACUAGUAUCAUUUUUUUACUCCAAGUGCAAUAGGCAAGUUACUAGAUUGAAUGCAGUACAAUCAAUUAUCGAAAAAGCC